UGGGCGCACGCUCCGUGGGUGGAGAGGGUGGGACUGCCGAUGUCAGUUGGUCCGAGGGUUCGAGCCUGAGGCGUCCUCCGGAGGCCUCCCCCGCCCGGCGCACCCAGCGGCAGACCAAUAUCCAAGGCCCAAAAGUUUGUUACCCAAGAUGAUGAAUGCUGACAUGGACGCAGUUGAUGCUGAAAAUCAGGUGGAACUGGAGGAAAAAACGCGACUUAUUAAUCAAGUGUUGGAACUCCAACACACACUUGAAGAUCUCUCUGCAAGAGUAGAUGCAGUUAAGGAAGAAAAUCUGAAGCUAAAAUCAGAAAACCAAGUUCUUGGACAAUAUAUAGAAAACCUCAUGUCAGCUUCUAGUGUUUUUCAAACAACUGACACGAAAAGCAAACGAAAGUAAGGGAUAGCUGUCCCUCUGUCUAUGGAGUUGCUGCUGAUGUUUUUUCUUUAAAUGUUGGAUAGAUUCCAGAAGUUAUUUGUUUGUGGCUUCAUUGACUAUGAAGAUAAUGUCAGAUCUAGGCAAAAUUAAGAGCAUAACAGAAGACUUCUAUAAGUUUGUGUAUUAUGUUAGUCUUUGAAAAAUGUGAUAAUGUAUUGUAGAGACUUUAUAAUUAGAAAUGCAUAUAUUUAUGAAACUUGAUAAUGUUUUAUCAAAUUUGCUUUGAUUUAUAGGUUUAGCACUGUCUUUUAUUAUAGGCGUAGUUAGGAGAUACAAGAAAAUAAUCAUGUUGUGAAAGUGACCAAAAUCGUGUACUAAAUGCACAGCUUUAUAUACCCCGUCCACCAUCUUGUGCCUCUUUCUCCAUUCGCUACUUCCUUCCCAUUUCCCUUCCCCCAAAGGAAAAAAACCGAUUUCACAUUUGUAAAAGUAAUUUCAAUCGUUAAUUGUCUGGAGAGUAACCUGAACUCUAAUUGUUGAAACUUAACCAAAAUAAGAUACUUUCUCAGUUAGGGCUUGUUACUUGUUAGCCGUUCCCCCAAUAACAAUGUUUCAGUCACUGACAGGCACGGUAGCCGAGGUGUACAGUGGGCUCUCCCAUCUGGGUUUGUGUAAGUGCAUUCUAUGAUCUUUGCACAGCGUUUGCACAAUGCCUUUUCAGAACGUAUUCUUCUGGUUAAGCAGUACAAGUCUGUAUUUAGUAGUAAGAUAGGAUUGUUGGUUUCCCUUUAAUCAACUGAAAAUAGAGGCUAUAAAGAUGAAGGUUUUUCCUUGAAACUGAAUUGUAAAAUUGGGAAACUUGUUGUUGAAAACUUUUACACUAAAUAAUUUGGUAUCUGAAAAGAUGAGCUCUGGUUAUAUGUAUGUAUGUUUGAAAUAGAAAAUUUUGAGAAAAGACAAGUAGGAUGGAAGAAGUACUUGAUAAACAGUAGUAACCAACUCCAAAUGUUUUUACUCCAGAUCUGUGUUCUCUCUGGCACAGAUUAGAUAUUUGGGAAUAUAUAUGAAAGUGGAUUAAGUUUAACAUUAGCCAACUACAUCUAGAAUAGAAUAGUUUCAAAGCGUUUGGUCUCAAAGUAUAUUUGUAGUACCGAGCAGAUCAAUUUCUGCAAAAUCCCUUGAGUGUAUAAGUAUCAGAAUCAUGAAUGGGAGAGUUUUACAUGUAUACUAAUUGAUAAGGUUCUCAGUAUUUUAUCUAUUUCUCCCAGAAUUUUCUAUAAAUCCAACUUCUUGGUUUGCAGUUUUAAUCAUUCUUCAGCAAUUUUUUUAAAUUUAUUUUGUAGAUUCCAUUUGCUAAUGGAAAUUAAUCAGAAGUAAUGUUAAAAUGUUAAAUAGGAAAAGAGAAUCACUAAUAUAGCUUGUAGUUAAUAGAUUUGGCCUACUUUUUAAUCAUGGAAUAAUCUUGUAUCGGUGUACAAUUUGAUGAAUGACUAGCUGUAUGAACAUGUAAUAGUCAUACUGUAAAACAUUUUGCAUCUUUUGUGACAUAAUUUACAAAUGUUUAAAAUGUGUUGCAAUUUUACUUUGCUGUUUAAUAAAAGGCUGUUUCAGAAA
This is a messenger RNA of Pteropus alecto (black flying fox), 1990 nucleotides long. RefSeq names its product short coiled-coil protein (gene SCOC). The coding region runs from base 149 to 397 and encodes 82 amino acids. The record is from RefSeq and is a predicted model, not a curated record. Gene Ontology annotation, cellular component: trans-Golgi network. NCBI's taxonomy places the organism in Eukaryota, Metazoa, Chordata, Mammalia, Chiroptera, Pteropodidae. The transcript is spliced from 4 exons.